AGUUAGUCAUAUUUUAUCGAUAGGUAAGAUACUACAUACAGGCCAUAGUAGCAAAGAUCGAAGUAAUCAGUUCUGUCAUCAUUUUCAUCUAGUAUCGUCUAUCAUCAAUAACGGAGCACGAAACUACAAUGAACGACUUUGUGCUACCGGAAGUUCUAAAGAAUGAAUAAAAUCAGUUGCCACCUUUAUAACAAAUAGUUACCUGUAUUUUUUAAAUUGCGGGUGUCCAUAAAAUUAUAUAUCAUGAACUUCUACCUUAACCUAAAGAACAAGGAAACAAACUCAUUGGAACAAACGUGUUGAAAGAAUUAUCUGAAACAAAUCAUUUAAAAUGUGCAUCAAAAUUAUUUACUGUUUAUUUUUCAUUGCUGUCGUGUCAGCGCGGCAUACAGUACGCUACGAUGAACUUGAUGACGAAGACCACCAUUUGCUGCGAGCGGCGUAUGAGACUCCUUCCUACGAUCACGACGAGUACCAAGAACAGGAUGACAUGUCCCUAGGCAAGCUGGACUUGCUAAAAGACGGGCUGUGGGCUGUUAAGGCUAAGAUAAAAGAACUCAAAGCUUUUAAUAAAGCCAUGGCAGCUAAUUUUCUGGCUACCAAGCUAAAGGUGAAAGAAUUGCUGGCGAACAGCAUCCCUUUGAAGAAACAUCAUCAUGCGGAUAAGAAACCGUCGUAUAAUUAUCAGGCUCCAUCAUAUCAGCCACAGUACUCGGCACCACAGUACACAGCGCCGGCGCCCCAAUACCCCGCACCUCAGUUCUCCGUGCCUCAAUACUCCGCGCCCCAGUACUCUGCGCCCCUGCAUGUGGAGCCGCAGUACAUCGAGCCCCACAACCCACAAUACGUGGAUCCCCAGUACGCACCCGUACGGCAUCAACACGAUCCCUACUAUGGACAUUAAGACUAUCAGACCUUCUUUUGCCUUGCAUAAUUUAUUUAUCAAAUACCUUUUAAUUUUGUCAUCGCUCUAUAUUCUUUAGCAAAGAAAAAGGGUUGAUGUUAAUAUUUUAUCAUUAUUCGUUAUCCAAUGUUCAAUUUUAAUUAUGUACUUACAUUGU
Molecule: messenger RNA, 1061 nt
Organism: Spodoptera litura
Lineage: Eukaryota; Metazoa; Arthropoda; Insecta; Lepidoptera; Noctuidae
Source: RefSeq, a predicted model, not a curated record